Molecule: messenger RNA, 4201 nt
Organism: Paramormyrops kingsleyae
Lineage: Eukaryota; Metazoa; Chordata; Actinopteri; Osteoglossiformes; Mormyridae
Product: hexokinase-1
Biological process (GO): glycolytic process; glucose 6-phosphate metabolic process; intracellular glucose homeostasis
Cellular component (GO): cytosol; mitochondrion
Molecular function (GO): mannokinase activity; glucokinase activity; fructokinase activity
Source: RefSeq, a predicted model, not a curated record
CUUGCUGUCUCUGAAGCAAGCGAGCUGUGCACGCUCACACUAAUCUGCUGCUGUGUGCGAGUGAGAGGCUGAGCCACUGGGUCCCUGUACACGCCUGCUGCCCUAUCCGUCUGAGCCCAGGGGCUAGUCGCUGCUGUUCUUCUGCCAUCUGAGGCCGUGUUUUCCAGGAGCUUCCAUUCAGUUGCCAGGGAGAUCCUUGGCUCCACUUCCUCGCUGUUCUUGCCUGGCUUGUUAGCGCCACAGACUGACGAGAUGAUUGCUGCUCAGCUCCUGGCCUACUACUUCACGGAACUUAAGGAUGACCAGAUCAAGAAGAUUGAUAAGUACCUCUAUGCCAUGCGCUUUUCGGAUGAGACGCUACUGGAUGUAAUGGGCCGCUUCAGGCGGGAGCUGGAGUUUGGCCUUAAGCGCGACACCAACCCCACGGCUACAGUCAAGAUGCUGCCCACCUUCGUCCGCUCCAUACCUGAUGGCUCAGAAAAGGGAGAUUUCAUUGCUCUUGACCUGGGAGGGUCCAACUUCCGAAUCUUGCGGGUGAAGGUGUCCCAUGAGAAGAAGCAGACGGUGCAGAUGGAGAGUCAGAUAUACGACACCCCAGAAGAUAUCAUCCAUGGGAGUGGAACCCGGCUUUUUGACUAUGUGGCAGAGUGCCUCGGUGACUUCAUGGACAAGCAGAAAAUAAAAGACAAGAAGCUUCCAGUCGGACUGACCUUCUCCUUCCCGUGUGCCCAAAGCAAACUGGAUGAGGGCAUUUUGCUAACCUGGACAAAACGUUUCAAAGCUAGUGGGGUGGAGGGGAUGGAUGUGGUGAAGCUCCUCAACAAGGCCAUCAAGAAGCAAGGGGACUAUGAUGCAGAUAUCAUGGCAGUGGUCAACGACACGGUUGGAACUAUGAUGACCUGUGGAUUUGACGACCAGCGCUGUGAAGUUGGCAUUAUCAUAGGGACAGGCACCAAUGCCUGCUACAUGGAGGAGAUGAGGCACAUCGACCUGGUAGAGGGAGACGAGGGCCGCAUGUGUAUCAACACCGAGUGGGGAGCUUUCGGCGACGAUGGCAUGCUAGAGGACAUUCGCACUGAGUUUGACCGGGAGAUCGACCGGGGCUCCCUCAACCCAGGGAAACAGCUGUUUGAGAAGAUGGUUAGCGGGUUGUACAUGGGUGAACUUGUCCGCCUCAUCCUGGUCAAGAUGGCCAAGGAGGGGAUGCUGUUUGAGGGAAGGAUCACCCCCGAGCUUCUCACCAAAGGGAAAUUUGAAACAAAACAUGUCUCUGCUAUCGAGAAGAGCAAGGAGGGCCUGUCCAAGGCCAAGGAGAUCCUGACCCGGCUGGGAGUGGAGCCGUCGCAUGAUGACUGUGUGGCUGUGCAGCAUGUGUGUGCUGUGGUUUCAUUCCGCUCUGCGAACCUCAUUGCGGCCACACUGGGUGCUAUCCUCCACCGGCUGAAGGACAACAAGGGUACUCCACGGCUGCGCACCACCGUGGGCAUCGAUGGCUCCCUCUACAAGAUGCACCCACACUAUGCCCGACGUCUGCACAAGACUGUACGGCGCCUGGUCCCAGAUUCGGACGUGCGCUUCCUGCUGUCAGAGAGUGGGAGUGCCAAGGGUGCUGCCAUGGUGACUGCGGUGGCCUAUCGGCUGGCGGAUCAAUCUCGGCAGAUUGCCCAGACACUGGCUGAGUUUCGGCUGACAAAGGAGCAGCUGCUGGUGGUCAAGAGGAAGAUGAGGAUAGAGAUAGAGAAUGGGCUCGGCAAACAAUCCCACAACACCUCCACUGUCAAGAUGCUGCCCACUUUCGUCCGCAGUACGCCUGAUGGGACAGAACACGGGGACUUCCUGGCACUGGACCUGGGGGGGACAAACUUCAGGGUUCUGCUGGUGAAGAUUCGCAGUGGAAAGAGGCGGACUGUGGAGAUGCAUAACAAAAUCUAUGCUAUCCCACUAGAGAUCAUGCAGGGCACUGGGGAAGAGCUCUUUGAUCACAUAGUGCACUGCAUCUCUGACUUCCUGGACUACAUGGGAAUGAAGAAUGCCCGUUUACCUUUGGGAUUCACCUUCUCCUUUCCCUGUAAACAGACCAGCCUGGAUGCGGGUAUCCUAAUAAAAUGGACUAAAGGUUUCAAGGCCACUGACUGUGAGGGUGAGGAUGUUGUGAACCUGCUCCGGGAGGGGAUCAAGAGGAGGGAGGAGUUUGACCUGGACGUGGUGGCUGUGGUGAACGACACGGUAGGGACAAUGAUGACAUGUGCUUACGAAGAGCCCACUUGUGAGAUUGGACUCAUCGCAGGCACUGGGAGCAACGCGUGUUAUAUGGAGGAGAUGCGCAACAUCGAGACAGUUGAGGGCACCGAAGGCCGCAUGUGCGUCAAUAUGGAAUGGGGCGCCUUUGGGGACAAUGGGUGCCUGGAUGACAUCAGGACGAAGUAUGACGAGGCAGUUGAUGAGCUCUCACUCAAUGCCGGAAAACAGAAGUAUGAGAAAAUGUGCAGUGGGAUGUACCUUGGUGAGAUCGUCAGGAACAUCCUUAUUGACCUUACAAAGCGAGGGUUUCUGUUCAGGGGGCAGAUUUCAGAGACCCUGAAAACUCGGGGCAUCUUUGAAACCAAGUUUCUUUCCCAGAUUGAGAGUGAUCGGCUGGCACUGCUGCAGGUCAGAUCAAUUCUGCAGCAGUUGGGCCUGGACAGCACGUGUGAUGACAGUAUCAUUGUCAAGGAAGUGUGUGGCACCGUGUCCCGCCGAGCCGCCCAGCUAUGUGGAGCUGGCAUGGCUGCCGUCGUUGACAAGAUCCGUGAGAACCGAGGACUGGACCACUUGGAUAUCACUGUGGGGGUGGAUGGCACGCUCUACAAGCUCCAUCCACACUUCUCAAAGGUCAUGCACCAAACGGUGAAGGAGCUUGCACCCCAGUGUGAUGUCAACUUCCUUUUGUCAGAGGAUGGCAGCGGCAAGGGAGCAGCGCUGAUCACAGCUGUUGGCUGCCGCAUGCGACAGCAAGAGCAGCAGAACUGAACCAUCAAGUUCACCUACCUUUGACCCCCACCACCGCCCUGUCCUCACAUCAGUCUCCUGUGGCAGUCGUGACUCUGCCCCACCUACAUUGCUAUAUCUAAAACACUUACAGGGUGGUGGGAUGGGUAUAUCCAUGGCUCGUAGCCUGUCCUCUAUCUCUGCCCUGUACAUAUUUUCACUUUUUCCUGGGGAUUAAGAACAAAAUUGAAAUACAAUAUAACCUAUAACUCUUUACAACUUAAGGCUGUAUUAUAUUACAUACAAGAGGUCCAUUGGGUGAGCUUUUGAAGUAUUGUGAAUCUACUGUAGGCAUUCAUAUAUGGUAUAUGUUAGCAAGUUAAAAGGACAAUUAACUUGUAUGAAACCUUCACCGCUUUACCAUAUGUUUAAUUUAUUUUUUUAUUAUUUGAGGGGUUUGAGUUAUGAGAUUAUAAAGGUUGCAUUGCGUGAGCCAAGACAAGCACAGGAGUCGGGCAGAGCAGGGGCCUUCAUUUUCAAUGUGUCGUUCUAAUUUUUCCGUCAAGUUGUCCAAAGCGGUUUUUGUAUUAAUUUCGGCAAGUCAGAGUGUGAGCAUUUGAUCUGCGACCAGGAGCCUUUUGCGCACCAUAGCGUUGUCCCUGCUGUGAAGGUUGCACAUAAAAGUCAUGUUUGUGUGUCCCAAGUUGUAUGUCUUGCAAUCGUGUCAUGUGACUACCCUGCCCCCCUCCCCUCUAAAACACACACACACACACAAUCUCACACGAACACAGUUUCUCCUCUUCCCUGAAACACAGUUAACUAAUCAAAGGUCUUGUCUUGGUGUUUCAGGACCCCCAGAAAAAAAAAAAAACUUUGAGUAAUGUAUAUCUUGUUGCUUUUGUGAACUGGUUGUCAUGCUGAGUAUGAUGUGUAGGCCGUGUCCAUUCUGAACAGGAUUUUAAAAUAUGUCACAAAGUGAGCAGGCUGCGUAAAUAUAGGGGAUUUCCAGUAUGUCUUGUGUGCUGUUGCUGAAUGUUUCUGCAUCCUACCAUCAGACAUCUUGUAGCUUUACAUAUUCAUGAAUGCAUGCCUUACCGGUAACAUGAAAAAGUAUUGGGUACAUUUAUUUUGUACAGUGUUAGAGCAUUUCAUGUCACAUCAGAUGCACUAGUGUUACAACAAAAAAAGACAACGGAAUAUAAUAAAGUUUAUUUUGAUGUGCAACAAAAACAAA